This is a messenger RNA of Papaver somniferum (opium poppy), 825 nucleotides long. RefSeq names its product pumilio homolog 15-like. The record is from RefSeq and is a predicted model, not a curated record. The transcript is spliced from 2 exons. The coding region runs from base 1 to 825 and encodes 274 amino acids. Gene Ontology annotation, cellular component: cytoplasm. Gene Ontology annotation, molecular function: mRNA binding. Gene Ontology annotation, biological process: post-transcriptional regulation of gene expression. Lineage: Eukaryota; Viridiplantae; Streptophyta; Magnoliopsida; Ranunculales; Papaveraceae.
AUGGCUGAUCGUAAAACUCAUUAUCAGCCUAAUUCUCCUGCUCCUUCUCCAACUUGUAAUACCAUCCCAGCUGAAGAUGAAGUGCUCUCUUCAAUACACAGAUUACCAGUUAAUGAACAGAAACUAUAUGCUACAUCGGGUUCUUCUCCUGCUCCUUGUCCAGAUUAUGAUUCCCUCCCAACUGAAGAUGAACUGCUCUCUUCUAUUCAAAGAUUAUCAUUUGAAGAACAAAAUCUAUAUGAUGAUAUGCAUUCUGCAAACUCUAUAUUAAGGUCUCCAAGCCAUCUCAAAUGGGAGCCAACUAGUUCAAAAACUUUGCAAACAUGUGCAAAAUAUCUACUUGGGGGAUCUAUACGAAAUAGCAGUGAUAACUGCGAUAAGCUUGCUACUACAGAACAAGGAUGUUUCUCUCUCAAAGCUGUUAUUGAAUCAAUAGACGACCCUCUCAAAUCUCAGCUGCUAUCAAUCAUCAUAGGCGAAGCCGUCUACCUUUCUAAACACAACUACGGGAAUUCUGUGGUGCAACAUGUUCUAGAGCGCCAUCCUAAUACUGCAAACCUUAUAUGCAAUGAGCUUAGGGGACACUUAUUACAACUUUCUAAGGAUAAGUAUGGCAGUAAUGUUGUAGAAAAAUGUAUCGAAUCGAAUGCAACCCAUGUUGUAGUCUCGCAACUCCUCUCUGAUUGUAAACAACUUGUUGAAGUAGCUCAAGAUAAGUUUGGCAACUAUGUCAUCCAAAAGGCACUUAAGCUUUCAAAGGGAGAGGCACUGCGCCGUAACCGGUCUAUGAAUCUCUCAUAUCAGCACCAUAAUCGAUCUUUCUGA